AUGGUGGUAUUUUACAUUGUGACAAAAGGUGAACAUCCGUUUGGAAAAAGACCUGACCGACUUCGUAACUUACUUGAUGAUAAACCAGUUGGCUUGGAUACGCUGAAGAAUCCUGUCUUGAAAGAUUUAGUAUCGUGGAUGCUGAGCCACGAUCCCAAUGAUCGACCGUCGGCUGAAGAAGCGCUGAAACACCCCUACCUUCAGUCUAAGAAACAGCAGUUUGAAAUGUUAUGCAAAAUGGGAAACCAACAAGAGAUAAAGGCGGGCGACAGCAACUCAGCUGUCGUACGGGAGUUGAAUAAUGACCCCACAAAUUGGAAAACUCGGAUGAGACCAGACGUUUUGAAGUAUUUAUAUACCGAUUUCAUAGAAGGGGAACCAAAAACAUUUGAUUACAAAUCGUCGUGGACAGAGUGUUUACGAUUUAUCCGAAAUGUCGACCAACACUGGCAUGACAGACCACAUCCUAUGCCGCAACCCGAAGCAUUCUAUGUAGUGGAUGAUCCCCAAGAGUACUUCCUUAACCUUUUCCCCAAUCUUCCUGUCAAGGUGCACAGAAUUGUCAGGUCCUGUGAUUGGAAGGAGCGACCAGACCUUAAGGAGUACUUCACUAACGGUACAGUAUGGGUAAUAUGCAUGUUCACAUAAAUGUUGUUCCGAACGUAAAGAAUAGAUGCGUUUAACCAAUCAGUUGGGUACUGAGCCAGUGAGAUGUGGCGGUAAUGGAGUCAAUUCUAAACCCUUCUAGUAUCAUAUAUUGUCUCAUAUAGAAAAAUACUAGCAAUUCAUGCAUGCAGCACAACUCGCCCUUGUUUUCCAAAAAUUGUUUCAACAUGAAGUAUUCCGAAUUACGCCGACACGAAACGCUUCGUAUUCAACUUAACUGCUUUUUAGUGCAAAGUUGCUUUGCACUAUUGUUAUGGCUGAAGAUUAAUUCAAUCGAGUAAGAGAUCAAUAAAAUAAUAAAGUAAUCAAUCCGGGGGGAGCUUGCAACUGAUGUUUUCUAUUGCGUUGCGUAUAGCUUUUCAACGUUCGGGCAGCAUAACUGUUUAUACAUUUUCAAAAUUCAAGUGAAUCUGAUGUAAAAGUCCACACGAGUCAGAACAUGAGUGAACACGAAUUAACUCGAGUGAACAGCAAUGGAACACGAGUGAACAGCAAUGGAACACGAGUAAACACAAGUGAACACGAGUGAACACGAAUGGAAAACGAGUGACAUACGAGUCUUAAACGACUAAAAACACUAAUGCAAUUUAUUAAUAGGCCAUUACUUAACUAUACGAACAAAGUAAAAUUUAUUCUUGUGGGGAUUGUGAUGUUAGGCAUGGCAGUGCAGUAGCAAGUUCUUGAGGGUGGACUAGCUGCACAAGCAUAUAUGGGGGGGGGGGGGGGAGGGAGUAGGGCGUUUCAAAACAGGUUUCUUGUGAAUUUGAUAAUUCAUUGGUAUUUUUGUCGAUAAAUGUUGGUAGGCGCAACCGUUUCCACAACACCCGGUUGCCACCUCUCCAUUCCGUGCAGGCUUUCAAGAAUUGCAAAGCCUUUAGGGUGCGCGGAGAAAUUGGAAAUAUCACAACUAACUAUAUAAACUACGCAAUGAUUUAUCUUCCAAAUUUGAACUUUAACAAACAUAUUCCUCCCUCAAAACAAAAAAAACGUUAACAACAACGUUCCUAAUUAAUAUUAUAGUAAGUGUCCUGGCACUACAAUUGGAAGUUCUAAAAUAUGAAGCGAGCAAGAAUAGUAUUAGCGCAAUUCUUGUUUUUGAAGACAUGUUCCUUUUGAAGACACAUCCCCUUCUGGUGAAUAUAUUUCGUCUGCUUAGUAUUAUUGACUAUUGUACUGUAUGAUGUCAUAUGAUGACGUUUGAAACAUUGGACGUUAUUUCUCUAUAUGUUGACAAUUGCUUCAAAUCAACAUACAAAAUGUUUAUGUCCUGUUCUCGUCUAGUUAUACUAGUUAAAAGUAGAAACAGUAAAAAUAUAAUAGAUGACUUUAAACUAAAAACAACAAAAAAGACACCAAACGACGCAAACCUGUUUUAAAUAAUGGACUAAAAACUAGUAGGGAAUUAGGAUAACCGCUGACCAGAACAACAGCAUAGCGUUGUCUAGGUUGAACGUUAAUUAUAUUCGCUUUUAUUGUUUAAGCAUAAACUGACACGUAAUUAUAACCUUAAUUUAAUUAAAUGCAUGCUCUUUUACGCCAUAUCUUGUAAAUAUACUGCUGAAGAUGAAUCAAAAUAGAUUCGAAAUAUACAGUUUUUAAAAUGGAUGUGUUGUUAAAAUGCAUACUUUAAACUAACUUGAGUUUUUGUUUCAUGGUCCAUAUAGCACCCAGAGUAACCAACCAACUGGAACAAGCUGUUGGGCCUGGAAUCAAGUGAGUUUCUAUGAUCCAUUUUUAACUAGAUUAAAUUGCGUGCUGAAUAUUUAUUUCAAAAGUACUUUUUUGAGAACAGUUGAAAAUGAUGUGAUAAGAUUUUAUGAAAGAACACAAGUUGGGGUAACCAGCCUCUGAAGAGUGCCUUGUCUAGGUCAGAGUGUGAGCAUUGCUCUAAUGUGAGUAUACUUGGGAUACAACACAAGCUGAGUUAAUUAACUAACCUGUGAAAAAUGUCCUAUGUGGGAAAAAGACUUGGAAUCCAAACAUUUUUUCUACAAAACGGCUGUUUGCCAUUAUGUUUGCUUUACCCGUGCUGGCGAAGUGCUCAAUGGGAAUUGAAAUGAGAAAUAUUUCAAUUCCCAAAGUGGAUGAAAACAAUAAAUUUUCUGCCCACGCUAGCACAUGCCGAGGACGAAAUGGAGCCCUAAAUAUCGAGUGUUCGAUUAUCGUAUUAAAGACACGAUAUAUUUUGCUCCUGAAUUAUUAACAAGUUUAUGAAUUCUUUUUGAAUUACUUCUGACAAAAAACAAACACAUGUCAAACAGACAAGCAAUAGAGACAUUGUCGAGCAGAAGUAAUUAAUAAUAGUUAUAUUUAAGAAAUAGAAAACAUUUCCCGUGUUUCCAUACAGUUAUAGAAAUACCAGUAAACACGAGCCCGUUUAUAAAAUAACCUAUAGGAAACAGGUAAAACGAAUAAACUAGCACUGUGUCAAAGUUAAGUCCUCCUUACCGUUCAUAAUAGAGUUUAAGUUCGACUUCCGAUACCAAUACCGACACUAAUAACAUGUCAUGCGCAUGCUCUCUGCUCGCAAGAAAGACGAGGACAAGUGUAUUGGAAGUCACCACUACCGAAGUCGGCCUUGUAUUGGAAGUCGGGAGAAUUGUUAGAUAAACUCAUAUAAAUCGGAUAUUUCAUAAUUUUUACGAUAAACAUGUAAACUAUUUGUUUAUUAGCGUGGUCUGAGUCAUGUUUUAGUCGGAAUUUUAGCUCAGCUGCCGUUUAGUAUACCGCACAUUUUCGGUGACGAUUAAUGUGUUUUAUACUUUAUCUGUCGUGAUAACAUAACGCUUUAGAAUUCCCGGUACCAAAAUGAGAACGAAAGUGAAAACAUCGGUAUCGGUAUUGGUAUUGGAAGUCGAACUUAAACUCUCUAAUGGCUUAUUGCUUGGCGUAGGUAUUGCUGUGUGUUUAUACACGGCUUUCAACCAAUCACCGUACUUGUUUUCAAAAUGUUAUUUUAAAUAUACUAAUAUUAAUAAUAAUAAUGACCAUGGUUGUUAUGCAACUAUUCAGAAUCAUAAGCAGUAGUUUUUUAUCACAUUUAAAAUAUGACAGCUGUUGGCGUUUUAGAUCUGAUAAAAAAUAAAAUAAUAAAAUUGUAAGGUUUUUGAAACUGGAUUAAAUUAAAAAACGACUUGACUUCAGUAGCUCAUAAUUGACGUAGCAAUUUUCAAGAUUCACGCUUUUUUAACCAAGAACAUCAAAGUUUACGUUAAUGUAAAUCAGAAUGAUUUUUUAUCAAAUAUGAAACUUGCCGAACCAGUGUUGAUUUUCGCUUCCUCGUGUUUUUUAAAUUCUAUUUUAAGAACCUUAAUUACAGUUGACAGUUGCCAUAUUUAUUUUAAUCUCCCUCAUAUGGUCGUGUCAUUUUGUUCGUUUGCUAGCUUCACCGUUAAUGAACAGGGACAAAGUGUUUCCUUUCCUGCUGCCAGUGCCUUUUUUCAGUUUCCAGCCGAAGCAGUUGCAAAUACAAUUUCUAUCUGGCUCAGUUGUAUAAGGCACCAAGACUGUAAAGUAAAACCAAGGACUGGAGACGUAUUUUGUAGCAGCAUCGUGAAAAUGGAACCUGAAGGUUAUGUCUUUAACAAACCAGUCACAGUUCUUCUCUCUCACUGUGCUGCUCAAGACGGUGCUUAUGCUGAUUAUUAUGAUCUAACCAUUCAGAAAUUGGAUAAAGGAUUUGAAGAUUUAGAGACAGAACAACUUGACAAACCUGAAGGUAAGACACUAGAGUAAUACUUACCCGGAACAUUGGAAGGGAAGAAGGUAAAGAUGGAUUGGGGAAAAGGAAAUAUAUGAUCAGGAGAAGAAAAACGGGGAAGUAUAAGCUGGAAGAGGAUUUAAAAGCAAGGAUAGAAGGGAACAGAUGGCAGGGAAGAAGUGGGUAGGGAAAUUGAGAGGAAGAGGUCUAAGAGGAGAAGAGGUAGGAGGAGUAGUGGGAAUAGAAAAAAGAAGGAAAAGAGGGGGGGUGGGUAGUGAAGAAAUAAAAAGAUACGAUAGAGAAGGAGAGGAAGAGGAAUUGGGGAGGAAAAGGAGAAGAAGAUAAAAGGAAUGGAGAAAGAGAUCGAUAUACUGUAAGAAAUUCAAUUAUUAUAAGAAUUCAAACUUAUACUAUAAGAAAUUCAAAUUUUUGUUUUUGACUUAAUUAAGAUUUACCAGAGAAAACUGUUUCUGACUUCUGUGAUGUCCUUGAGUAUUUACCUGUUGCACAAGCCAGCAUCACAAAAACUUCGACAUUAGUUGCAACGACGAGGAUACGAUCUGAGGAAAUUAUUGUGGUUCCUGAUGAACUGUAUGUUUAUCCGAGAUCUUAUGGAAACGAGAGCGAUCUCGAAAUAAUCUUUCCUGUUGGAGCUGUGGAAGAGGAAUGUCGUUUAACUGUGCAG
Molecule: messenger RNA, 5051 nt
Organism: Paramuricea clavata
Lineage: Eukaryota; Metazoa; Cnidaria; Anthozoa; Malacalcyonacea; Plexauridae
Source: the annotation of a GenBank genome assembly